AACUUUCACAUCUGUUCUUGGCCGCACCAGCUCAAUACUUACAGCCUAACGCCAGAAGCCCGUUCAUUCCACAAAUUUUACAACCCUCAGGAACUCUCAAGGACGAAGCUUCUAACGCCUGGAGUCCCCCCAAUUCUAAUGGCUCGGAUCAUGUCUGCCUUAGGGCAUUGGCGUUUGAAUCUAGUGCUGUUGCUGCUUAGUAGUCUUCUCGUUCCAGCAGACAUUAUCAUACCAAAGCCCGCGGGCCAAUACAAAACUUACCUGAACACCAUGGAGCUGGUUGAUACAUCACGGAAGGACCCUUAUGCGACCGAUGGAUCUAACAGAGCCAUUAUGGUCUCUAUAUUCUAUCCUAUUGACCCUCAAGGCUGCCCCAAGACGUCUCUCGUGGACUACAUGCCUCCAAAGACCGCGGCAUUUGAAGACACCGACUUUGGCCUCCCGAACGGAACCUUCGAGUCUAUGAAAUUGCAAACUUGCACCCCAGACCACCGCAACGCAAUCCACGAUCCUCGCUACUACCCGCUCGUUAUAUUUUCGCCUGGUUUGGGAUCACCGCGCUUCCUGGGCAACGCAAUUGCACAAUCUAUCGCGAGCACAGGCUACGCCGUUGUCUCUAUCGAUCACCCCUACGAUACGAAUAUCGUUGAGUUCCCCGACGGCCGAGUCAUCUUCGGAGCUAGCAUCAGGAACGACUCGUCGAAUCCAGAGAAAGCAGUCGCAACACGUGUAGCCGAUGCGAGAUUCGUGUUAGACCAACUCAGCGAUGCUUCGGUGGUGAGGCAACUCCUCCCCGGAGCACGCUGCGCCUUUAAUACGGAGAAAGCUGCCGCAUUCGGCCAUUCCAUCGGCGGUGCUACCGCUGUUGCUGCUCUCCAAUUCGAGAGAAGAUUACUGGGAGCCAUUGAUAUGGAUGGCGCGCUGUAUUCCAUCAACAGCACCACCCAAAGGCCUGUACUGCUCCUUGGACGCGGAGACCACAACAGGUCAACGGAUACUACGUGGCAGGACGCUUGGGGGCGCUUUGAAGGCUGGAGGGAGGAGCUGGAUAUCGCCAAUUCAGGACACUUCACAUACUCUGACGCGCCGUUACUACUGGAGUUAGGUGGACUGAGUCUUCCGCCGGACCUGGAACCGAAUGUCGGAAAGAUUGAGGGGCACCGGGCUUUAGAGAUUGUGACCACAUAUGUGGAGGCUUUCUUGGGGUUUGUGCUAAGAAGGGAGGAGAAGAAGAUACUGGAGGGGCCGAGCGACAAGUAUCCAGAGGUUCGGUUUUACGAGUAGGUGCCCCGGGAAUGCAUGCUGGUCGUUCAUGUCACGCGAAAUAGGCUAUUCACCAUCACUGCCGACUUGCGAUCGAUGUUGACUCGCUCAUAAGUUCGGACCUCUUUCUGUACACGAUGCACACCUAGAAUAUAUAUAUAUAUAACAUUGCGUUG
Messenger RNA from Mytilinidion resinicola, 1439 nucleotides. RefSeq lists its product as uncharacterized. The coding region runs from base 151 to 1284 and encodes 377 amino acids. Lineage: Eukaryota; Fungi; Ascomycota; Dothideomycetes; Mytilinidiales; Mytilinidiaceae. The record is from RefSeq and is a predicted model, not a curated record. Gene Ontology annotation, molecular function: 1-alkyl-2-acetylglycerophosphocholine esterase activity. The transcript has a single exon.